GAACAAUCUUGUUAGGAUGGUGAAUGCUCUAUCUAUUUCUUAAAACAACUACAAAUGUCCGGCUGCUUCUCUUUAGAAGUCAUUGCUCUUGUAUUUGUCUGCUCACAAACAUUUGAAAGAUGCUUAAAUUACUUUUAAUUGUUAGGCUGGCUUUACUGAUCAGCAGAUCAAUACCAACAGAAACCACUACUCUACCCACAACCACUGCUACCACACCAGAAACCACCACUCUGACCACACCGGAAACCACAACUCUACCCAUAGCCACUGCUACCACAUCGGAAAGCACCACUCUGACCACACCAGAAACCACAACGCUAACAACAAUAACCACUGCUACCACACCAGAAAACACCACUCUGGUCACAACAGAAAGCACCACAACUGAAACCACCUCUUUGACCACACCAGAAACCACUACUCUGACAACACCGGAAACCACUACUCUACCCACAACCACUGCUACCACACCAGAAACCACCACUCUGGUCACAACGGAAAACACCACAACUGAAAGCACCACUUUGACCACACCAGAAACCACUACUCUGACAACACCGGAAACCACUACUCUACCCACAACCACUGCUACCACACCAGAAACCACCACUCUGACCACAACGGAAACCACCACUCUCACCACACCAGAAACCACUAGUCUGACGACAACAAUCACUGCAACCACACCCGAAACUACCACUUUGACCACACCAAAAACCACUACUCCGACCACACCGGAAACCACUACUCUACCCACAACCACUGCUACCACACCAGAAACCACCACUCUGGUCACAACGGAAAACACCACAACUGAAAGCACCACUUUGACCACACCAGAAACCACUACUCUGACAACACCGGAAACCACUACUCUACCCACAACCACUGCUACCACACCAGAAACCACCACUCUGGUCACAACGGAAAACACCACAACUGAAAGCACCACUUUGACCACACCAGAAACCACUACUCUGACAACACCGGAAACCACUACUCUACCCACAACCACUGCUACCACACCAGAAACCACCACUCUGGUCACAACGGAAAACACCACAACUGAAAGCACCACUUUGACCACACCAGAAACCACUACUCUGACAACACCGGAAACCACUACUCUACCCACAACCACUGCUACCACACCAGAAACCACCACUCUGACCACACCAGAAACCACUACUCUGACCACACCGGAAACCACCACUCUCACCACAACAGAAAGCACUACUCUGAUCACAACUACUCCUACGACACCAUUAACUACCACUUUGACCACACCGGAAACCACUACUCUCACAACAACCUCUGCUACCACACCCGAAUCCGCCACUCUGACCACGCCAGAAACCACUACUCUGACGACAACAACCACUGCUUCCACACCCAAAACCAUCACUUUAACCACACCAGAAACCACCACUCUGACCACACUGGAAAGCACUACUCUAACAACAACCACUCUUACCACACCAUUAACCACGACUGCUACCACACCAGAAACCACCAUUCCAAUAAUAAACCCUGCUUCCUCACUAGAAGCCACCACUGCUACCCCAGCCAAAACCAUCACUUCAAUCACAACCACUGCUACCACACCAGAAACCAUCACUUCUUCAUCAACUACUUCUACCACAUUCAAAACCACGACUUUACCACCAACCACUGCUACCACACCUGAAAGCACCACUUCACCAACUGCCACUCCUACCACAUUCAAAACCACAGCUCCACCACCAACCACUACAAUGGUUACUUCAACAACUCUUCCACCAACAACUACUCACCCAACAACCACUAAAAUAAAUAUUUCCACAACUGUUUCACCAACAAAUUCAACCACUCUACUACCAACCACAACAACAAUUUCUUCAACAGCUAUUCCUACAACAAUACUGACCGUUGCAACGAUUAUUUCAGCUACCAAUACUUCAAGAACUGCUCCAUCAAUAACUUUCCCAACCAAACCUACUUUAUCAAUGUUUCUACCAAAAACCACAGCAACAUCUCUAUCAACUACUGUCCUUCCAAAAACAAUUUCUAUUACUUCAGCAACAGCUACUUCAAAACUUACAACUGUCACACAAACAUCACCAAAUCAACCACCAAUUACUACAUCAACAACUAUUCCAGCAACAUUUACAAUUUCCCCACCAAACAUCAUUGCAACUACUGCAUAUAAAACCACUACAAAUAUUCAACAAUCACUAACAACCACUGCUCAUGCAAUUCUCAAAAUAAGAUUCUUGGAUAACUGGAGCCGUUCUCAAAUUAUUGAAUUUAUUAAAACGUACAUAGAAAAUCACUCUAAGGGGACCAUUAAGAUUACUGUCAAGGGACUUGAGUGAUGAACAUCUCAUCUAUUUCUGUUCACGCAGGGUCAUGGGAGGACUGGAAUCUAUCAUAGCAACUUAGCCCACUGGCGGAAUACACAGCGAAUGGAGGCCAAUUUAUUGCAGGGCUCUUUCUCCUAUCUCCAUAUAUUAUUCCUAACACUAGAAUGGUAGACCUCUAAUGCCCCCUAAUCUAACGAAAACUCUUAGAUGUGUAUUAUAAUACUCUUGCAGAUUUCAAUGACAAAAUAAAUGAUAAUUAUUCAAUGAAAGAGUUUUCAACACUUUUGUCAUUGAUUUCUAACUAACAUUAAAUAAAUUAUGAGCUCAGCUGAAUGUAAAUGAUUAUUUAAAAACCGUUUAUAAAACAUUGCGUAAAUAACAUUAUAAAUAUUGUAACAUUUGCAUUUAUGUACAGUAGGUAACUGAAUCAAUAUUUACUCCUUUUAG
This is a messenger RNA of Triplophysa rosa, 2789 nucleotides long. RefSeq names its product mucin-2-like. Bases 120 to 2354 code for a protein of 744 amino acids. The record is from RefSeq and is a predicted model, not a curated record. The transcript has 4 exons. Lineage: Eukaryota; Metazoa; Chordata; Actinopteri; Cypriniformes; Nemacheilidae.